This is a messenger RNA of Talaromyces stipitatus ATCC 10500, 1698 nucleotides long. RefSeq lists its product as uncharacterized. The transcript has 5 exons. Lineage: Eukaryota; Fungi; Ascomycota; Eurotiomycetes; Eurotiales; Trichocomaceae. The coding region runs from base 1 to 1698 and encodes 565 amino acids. Gene Ontology annotation, molecular function: RNA binding. The record is from RefSeq and is a predicted model, not a curated record.
AUGCCGUCCACAAUAAUGCGCUAUCCCGUUGAGCCUUUCCGGCCUCGAGGACAACAGUCGAAAAUGCCAGCUUCUCAGCCACAGGAGAUGCAGAACGGAAAUGGACACGCUGUGCACCCUCCUAGUGCUAGCAAUCGCCAGCCACCAUCCCGUCCUCCUGUGGUGAAUGGUUCGGAUGCUUAUGUCCAGUAUAACAUGCAGCAAAACGGGAAUGCUGAAUAUUGGCCAUGCCAGCUAAAUGAUCAUUGGGCUCCUGGAAUGAACGAAUUCAACAACUUUCCUCCUUCGACAAACAGACAAGGCUAUCCGAGUUUCAUGGACGGAUGGCCUGCAUUUCGUCCCCAUACAGCUCCUCUUCCGGAGUUGAUGUGGCCAGGGGCGCCAUCGCAAUGGCGCUCAAAUCAGAGCUCCCCUUUAGCACCUUUCCCUUCUCCUUCUUUAUUUGACAAAGGAGGUGAGGGCUUUUAUCCUGAUGGUCAUCCAUAUCAAGCUAUCGAAUUCAGUCAAAUCCCCCCUCCGGCAAUGCCCCCUCCACCUCGGUGGAUGCAUCCUGCGCAGCCACAUUACAUGCGGACCGCGAAGUUUGAUGAUCCUGAAGCAAAGAUAUUCGUUGGAGAUCUACCUGUCAGAAUGACAACGGACCAGUUAUACCAUGCAUUGAAAGAGACAUUCAGUCCUUUCGGAGAAUGCAAAAUCAAUGUUAUAUGGACGACUAAGCGCGGACCGGGGGGGGUUGAAAGAUCUUUGCCGACUGGUUGGAUCCAAUAUAAGACUGUGUUCGACGCGGCAAAGGCAUUGGACAUCGACAAGGAAUCUGGCUUCGUCAUUGGAAACCGUGCAGUGAGAGUUGAUCGAGCUGAUGGCAAGAGAAUCUGCCGUAUUUGGCCUUCCAUCCCAUGUGCAAGACCAAGUCUGGUCGAGUUCAAAAAUGUCGUCGUCCAAUUUAUCAAAUAUCUUCGUGAUCCCUAUGGAUAUCACAUGAUGUACCAUGUCUCCAACGGGAUUGACAUGGUAGAGAAGAAUUAUGGAGGACGACUUUACACCGUUCCCUCCAUAGGAGUCCUAUUCAGACGAGUUGAGGACGCAAGUUACGCACAGAGUAAAUUUGCCACGUUUACAUCACACUUCAAGCUCAAGAUUGAGCAUGUCGACUGCGGCACCCCCAAGUGGAGACAAGGUCCCGUGUCUUUGGAGCUUCUCAACGUCCUCUUGCUAGACACUGGAGAAAAAUGGCAAGAAGAAUUGAUCCGUUCUCGUCGCGGUCUGCGAGAAAGGAAUGUAGAAUUUCCGCUUGGAAAGUUGGCCAGGUAUCCGGAACGGAUUGGCAAGAAGUUGAUUCCACGAUCUAUACUUGAACAUCCUCGACUUAAAAAAGAUGUCUUUGGCUUCAAGGAUGCAGAAUGGUUAGACAUUCAUCAAGAGCCGCCUACGAGCCUUGCCAUGGCCAACAGUAGUCGGAAGACUACUCAGACGAACAGCUACUCCAAUUGUGGAUCCACUGGUAAGGCUAAUGGUGAUCACUCUCAUGCCAGUCAAAAGAUAAAUGGCGAAUAUCGCAGCCAAGUGAACGGAAAAGCUAGUAACCAGACAAACGGUGAAGCUAUUCAUCAGAAGAAUCAUGAAUCCAACCAUCGCGAAACUGGCGGAUCCGAGCAUCAAGAGAAUGAUGGAACCAAUGAUCAGCCAAACGGUGCUUGA